CGGCCCGAGGCGGCGGCGAGCCCGGAACGGCCGGGCCCCACCGAAAGGAGGCGCCCGCGCAAGGGCAGCGCUUGAACCUCUCUCCAGUUGGCAGAGCAGGAAAAGGAGAAGGAAGGGGCCGGGCUGGGUCCCCGCUCCUCGCGCUCCGGAUGGAUGCGCCCGGCCCGGUGUCCCGGCGGGCGGCGGCGGCCACCAUGCUGCUGCGCGCGGCUCGGGUCCCUCGCGAGUGCUGGUUCUUGCCCACCGCGCUGCUCUGCGCUUACGGCUUCUUCGCCAGCCUCAGGCCGUCCGAGCCCUUCCUGACCCCCUACCUGCUGGGGCCCGACAAGAACCUGACCAAGAGGGAGGUCUUCAAUGAAAUUUAUCCAGUAUGGACUUACUCUUACCUGGUGCUGCUGUUUCCUGUGUUCCUUGCCACAGACUACCUCCGUUAUAAACCUGUUAUUCUGCUGCAGGGACUCAGCCUUAUUGUUACAUGGUUCAUGCUGCUCUAUGCCCAGGGACUGCUGGCCGUUCAGUUCUUGGAAUUUUUCUAUGGCGUCGCCACAGCCACUGAAAUUGCCUAUUACUCUUAUAUCUACAGUGUGGUAGACCUCCGCAUGUACCAGAAAGUCACAAGUUACUGUCGAAGUGCCACCUUGGUAGGCUUCACAGUAGGCUCUAUCCUAGGGCAAAUCCUUGUCUCAGUGGCAGUCUGGUCCCUGUUUAGCCUGAACGUCAUCUCUCUUACCUGUGUUUCUGUGGCCUUUGCUGUGGCCUGGUUUCUGCCUAUGCCCCAGAAGAGCCUUUUCUUCCACCAUGUUCCUUCCACCUGCCAGGGAAUGAAUGGCAUCAAGGUACAAAAUGGCGGCAUGGUUACCGACACCUCAGCUUCUAACCACCUUCCUGGGUGGGAGGACAUUGAGUCCAAAAUCCCUCUAAAUAUGGAAGAGCGUCCCGUGGAGGAACUGGAAUCCAAGCCAGACCGUCUCCUGGUGCUGAGGGUACUGUGGAAUGACUUCUUGAUGUGCUACUCCUCGCGCCCUCUGCUCUGCUGGUCUGUGUGGUGGGCCCUCUCCACAUGUGGCUAUUUUCAAGUCAUUAACUACACUCAAGGCCUGUGGGAGGUGGUGUUGCCUUCUCGCGAUGCUGCUAUCUAUAAUGGUGGUGUGGAGGCCGUUUCAACCUUACUGGGUGCUGUUGCCGUGUUUGCAGUUGGUUACAUAAAAAUAUCCUGGUCAACUUGGGGAGAAAUGACGCUGUCUCUGUUUUCUCUCCUGAUUGCUGCCACAGUGUAUAUCAUGGACACUGCGGGGAACAUCUGGGUGUGCUACACAUCCUAUGUGGUCUUCAGAAUCAUCUACAUGUUACUCAUCACUAUAGCAACUUUUCAGAUUGCUGCAAACCUCAGCAUGGAGCGCUAUGCCCUGGUGUUUGGUGUAAACACCUUCAUUGCUCUGGCACUGCAGACUCUGCUCACUCUAAUUGUGGUAGAUGCCAGUGGCCUUGGCUUAGAAAUUACCACUCAGUUCCUGAUCUACGCUGGUUAUUUUGCACUCAUCGCUGUGGUUUUCCUGGCUAAUGGUGCAGUCAGUAUUAUGAAGAAAUAUAGAAAGCAGGAAGAUCCAGAAUCAAGUUCUCAAGUAACCACUUCAUAAUAUACUGCUGAUGAGCUGCUUCUUAUAGCAAGAACUCUGCACAGCAACUGUGCCUGGAUGUAUUUAAUUUUUUUCAGAUGUAGACAUAUAUUUAUGAAUGUGCAUUUCAUGGCUUCAAAGCAGCCACUUGACUAUAUCUUAUGUUCCUGGAGUAACAUAAUAUGGUUCAGAGGAACCGGAAGUGAAGUUUAUUUUGUGGGUAAUUUAUGAGAGCUAAUUUAAGUCUAACGUUUUUCUGAUUCAGAGAUGAACUUGAUUUUGAAAAACAAGUAAUCAUGAGCAAUCAAGCAGUACAUGGUGUUAUAUAUAUGAGAACAAGUGAGUUUGAUGUUUCAUAGGUCAGACAAUUCUCUAUCUGCUUAGCCAGAAGCUUGGCCUGGUGGGACCAAGGCUUCACAGGGGUCACAAGUCAGGAUAGAAAUAUAUUGGGUUUUUUUUUUGGUGAGGAAGAGUGGCCCUGAGCUACCACCUGUUGCCAAUCUUCCUCUUUUUGCUUGAGGAAGAUUGGCCCUGAGCUAACAUCUGUGUCAGUCUUCCUCUACUUUGUAUGUGGGACGCCGCCACAGCAUGGCUUGAUGAGCGGUGUGUAGGUCCACACCCGGCAUGCGAACCCUGGGCCACCGCAGCGGAGCGCACGAACUUAACCACUACGCCACCGGGUUGGCCCAACUUAAUUCUUAUUUCUCUGUUACUCAUGUGCAUUUGUGUUUCUACACAUGAAAGUUGUUCCUAUCACUGGCUAUAUUUGCUCUGGUUUGGUGUUCUGUCCUAUAAGGAGUGUGUGUCAUUUCUAAUAAGUUAUUUUUUAAAAAUUCAUUGUAUGAAUGUUCUCAGUUCCUAUCUUGACAAUUAUGUGUUUGUGUAGAUUUUCUUUAGAAGUACAUUUUUGCAUUAUUCAUAUGCUUCCCAGAGAAGCUCAUCUAGUUAGAAAAUAAGGCAAGUUUUGAAGCCUACUAAUAAUCUAAAUGAAGAGACCUAAUCAGAAAAUUUAAGAUAGGUUUCCUUGUCUUCUAUUCUUCAGUAUGAAGGACUAUUUAUUCCAUGAUGAAAAGUUAGUAUAUGGGCUAAAGACAGAACCAGCCCAUUUUGUAUUUGCAUUCCCUUUUAUUUCCAAAAUUAAAUGAAAAACUCUUUUUUUUAAAUAACUUCAUCCCCAUGUAUAGCUUUUAUAUUAUUCGUUCUUGUUGUCCAAGAUAAAAAUGUCAUCAGGAGUUGGAUUAUUCCAAAGCCUUUUUCACAAACUGAGCCUCUUUAAUUAUUUCACUGAUUAAUAAUGGGACAGGAACUAGGAUAGACUUGAUUCCUGCAUUUUGUACAUUAAAUCUGCCUUUGUUUCUAAGGGUGGAUCAUCUUGAAUAUUUGCUUAAAAUAAGAAUUGUUAACGAUUCCAUUUCCAAGUUACUUGAAAAAAUAUUAUUGUGUAUACAUUUAAUCCUGAAAUCAGCCUACCAAGUGGCUGCUAGAAUAUGUGAGACAUGAAAACGAUUUUAAAGCCAGCUUUGUUGCCUUAUCUUGAAAAGAAUCUAGGUAGCUGCUUUCAACUGGGUGUUAACUUUUUUAGAAUGACACAGCUAAACAGUGUGAAUAAUAGUGUCAAGACUGCAAAAUUGACAUAUUUCUUUGGUGUAAGCAGGAAUUGUAGAAGUAAAUGAAUCAGGAUAAGAAUAGGUCAUUUUCCAUUCGCCUUCCUUUCAGAUUAAGAGAGAGGAAAAGAACACUAGCUAAGGAAGGGAAGGGGCAGUGAUGUCAUAAAAGUAGCAGCCUCUAAUUUUAUAUUUUGCCUUUUUUUUUUUGCUACAUAGGGAAUUGUUCACUCAGAAACAAGUAGAAAAGUGGUGUUUGAAGUAUUUUAUUUAAUUUUUUUAAAUAAAAUGGAUAGUGGUACAAAUUGUUCACAUUACCAAAGUAAUAUUUCCCUGGAAUUUAAUUCGAAGACUGUGGCACACAACCAGAGCCUUUACUUAAGACAAUAAUAAGUUCACAAUUUGGUAUGUGGUCAUAUUUGUAGAAUACUAAACCCAAUUUAUAAGUUGUAUGCAGUUUUGCAAAGAAGUAUGGAAAUAAUUUGUACUUUUUAUUCAAUUCUGUAUAGAUUAUAAAAUUAUUUUUAUUAAAUAAA
Molecule: messenger RNA, 3756 nt
Organism: Diceros bicornis minor
Lineage: Eukaryota; Metazoa; Chordata; Mammalia; Perissodactyla; Rhinocerotidae
Gene: SLC19A2
Product: solute carrier family 19 member 2
Exons: 6
Coding region: 150-1637 (495 amino acids)
Biological process (GO): transmembrane transport; vitamin transport
Cellular component (GO): plasma membrane
Molecular function (GO): vitamin transmembrane transporter activity
Source: RefSeq, a predicted model, not a curated record